Phyllostomus hastatus (greater spear-nosed bat) is the source of this 2985-nucleotide messenger RNA. RefSeq names its product isovaleryl-CoA dehydrogenase (gene IVD). Bases 33 to 1313 code for a protein of 426 amino acids. Gene Ontology annotation, molecular function: flavin adenine dinucleotide binding; 3-methylbutanoyl-CoA dehydrogenase activity. The transcript has 12 exons. Gene Ontology annotation, cellular component: mitochondrion. Gene Ontology annotation, biological process: L-leucine catabolic process. The record is from RefSeq and is a predicted model, not a curated record. Lineage: Eukaryota; Metazoa; Chordata; Mammalia; Chiroptera; Phyllostomidae.
CCGCUACGGCUUGGCUCUGUUCCAAGGAAGAGAUGGCGACUGUGGCUUGGCUGCUGGGACGGCGCGCGACGAGCUGGAGGCUGCAGACGCCGCUGUCCCCGCUGGUCUGCCUGGUUUCCCAGCGGGCGCACUCACUGUUGCCGGUGGACGAUGCGAUCAACGGGCUAAACGAGGAACAGAAGCAGCUUCGUCAGACCAUGGCUAAGUUCCUUCAGGAGCAUCUAGCCCCCCAGGCCCAGGAGAUUGAUCGAAGCAAUGAAUUCAAGAACCUUCGAGAGUUUUGGAAGCAGCUGGGGAACCUGGGAGUCCUGGGCAUCACAGCCCCUGUCCAGUAUGGUGGCUCUGGCCUGGGCUACCUGGAGCAUGUGCUGGUGAUGGAGGAGAUAUCCCGAGCUUCUGGAGCGGUGGGACUCAGUUAUGGUGCUCACUCCAACCUCUGCAUCAAUCAAAUUGUUCGCAAUGGAAAUGAGGCCCAGAAGGAGAAGUACCUCCCCAAGCUGAUCAGUGGCGAAUACAUCGGAGCCCUGGCCAUGAGUGAGCCCAAUGCUGGCUCUGAUGUUGUCUCCAUGAAGCUAAAAGCAGAAAAGAAAGGAGAUCACUACAUCCUGAAUGGCAACAAGUUCUGGAUCACCAAUGGCCCCGAUGCCGAUGUCCUUAUUGUCUAUGCCAAGACAGAUCUGGCUGCUGUACCAGCUUCUCGGGGCAUCACAGCCUUCAUCGUGGAGAAGAGUAUGCCUGGCUUCAGCACCUCCAAGAAGCUGGACAAGCUGGGGAUGAGGGGCUCUAACACCUGUGAACUAGUCUUUGAAGACUGCAAGGUUCCCGCUGAAAACAUCCUGGGCCAUCUAAGUAAAGGCGUCUAUGUGCUGAUGAGUGGGCUGGACCUGGAGCGGCUGGUGCUGGCUGGUGGACCCCUGGGGCUCAUGCAGGCUGUCCUGGACCACACCAUCCCCUAUCUGCACGCUAGGGAAGCCUUUGGCCAGAAGAUCGGCCACUUCCAGCUGAUGCAGGGGAAGAUGGCCGACAUGUACACCCGCCUUAUGGCAUGUCGGCAGUACGUCUACAAUGUCGCCAAGGCCUGCGAUGAGGGCCACUGCACCGCCAAGGACUGCGCAGGUGUGAUUCUUUACUCAGCUGAGUGCGCCACACAGGUGGCCCUGGAUGGCAUUCAGUGUUUCGGUGGCAAUGGCUACAUCAACGACUUUCCCAUGGGCCGCCUUCUGCGAGAUGCCAAGCUGUAUGAGAUUGGAGCUGGGACCAGUGAGGUCAGGCGACUGGUCAUUGGCAGAGCCUUCAAUGCAGACUUCCACUAACCCCAACACCUUCACCCUUCUUCCCAGCACCUAGAGGCCUUUUUUUGGAAGCAGAGGUGUGGCAAGUCCUUCUGCUUAGCUGCCAAGCACUGUGGGCCUCAGAGCCAGACCAGCCAGCCAGCCCGCCAGCCCAGAAAAAAAGCAUUCUGUGGCUUAAAAUGGACACGACAGGAAGCACAGUGGCUUUUCUGGGGUUAUUGGGAUGGGCUUUGGUGAUCCUGUGCAUUUGCUCUCUGACUUCCAAGCCUGAUGCACCCACCUUCCAGGGUAGGCAGUCACCUCUUUUUCUUGGAUGAGCAUCUAGCAGGGAGCCCCCUGCUCAUCUGCUUGAACUUGGUAUCCUCUUCCAGGGGGAACCCCCCAGCCCCCUCCCCCCCCAGAGAAACCCCUAGCCUUUAUUUUUGCCAAUUUCUAGAGGCAUCAGUCCCCAGCAGCUUGUGAGCAGGCUCCCACUCAGCACAGCCCCUGCAUCCCUCCAAGGGCUUCCUUCUGUAAGGCUGACACCCCACCAUUUUGGGGUGGAGUUCUGGAACUGGGCAUCUCAAAACACAUGUGCCACCCAGAGGCUGCAGUGGGGCAGAGGUUGGCAUGCAUGUAAAGGAUUGGCUUGGCACUGGCCUCUGGCAGCACCUCUGAGCCCUUCAGCACUGCUGCGCCACCACUACCCCCAGUCCUGGCCACAGGACAGCCCACAGCUGACAGGGCAACGGGCCUGCGUUGGCUGGCUCCACUCCAGCCAAGGCUGCCUGCGUGCAUUUCUCUGGACACCCUAUGGCUAAUUUUGCUACAACUGCACAGCGGCUGCUGCCAUUUUGUAUUAAACAUAUCAUGAAGCAGACCCGUCUGCUGCUACACUGGUGUUUGGGAGAGAAGCAGUUGACUUGCUACCACGUCCUGUCUGGCUCCAGCCGUGUCCUUAGUGGCUGGUCCACGUCCUGCUCCUGCCCUUCAGUCUCCUCACGGGUGAAAGGGGGAUGUGGGUGGAGUUGGAGCUUAGGAGAGAAGAGGUCCUAGCUUCCCUUUUCCAAAUCCCCAGGGAUUUUUUAAAGGAAGUUGGAAGCCCGGAGUGGUAAGAGACUUAGAGCUAGAAGAAAGCUCAUAAAUUUGGGGGGAAGCCAUCCCCGUGUUUUUUUAAAAGAUCAAGACAGUUAGAUUUUUCCAAGGUCAGAGCUGGAGCCCGAAUCCAGAGCAGUAGAAAUGGGGAUUCUGGAAAUGCCCUCUUGGGGCCCCACUGCGCAGCUUCGUGGAUGCAGCUUAGAGAGGACCAGGUUUGGGUCGUUCCAUCCCAUUUGCGUUCUCUGAAGAGAGGACUGGUUUUCUUGGCUCUCAGCCCAGCGAUGCCUCUUCUGACUUGGGUCCUGGCCUGUGGCCAAGUGCUAUUCCAUACCCACCCCAGCCCAGCUGCAACCUGAGGCGGGAAAGACCCAGGGCUUGCUGGCACUGACCUUUCACUUCUCCGCUCUGCCUCCUGCUAUUUGAUGAAUGUGGCUAAAAUGGUCUUGCUGGGUUUUAGGUGUAGUUAGAACAACCGGCCUGGUGACGUUCAGAAUGGGCUGUUUCGUCCAGCCAAGGUGGGUUACAAGGUCUGCCACCUACUUAGGGGAAAUUGAUUGUUCUCCUGAUGCUAUAUGUGAAAAAGAUGGGUUUUCAAAUAAAGCCAAAAAAAAAAAAA